Molecule: messenger RNA, 1688 nt
Organism: Sorex fumeus (smoky shrew)
Lineage: Eukaryota; Metazoa; Chordata; Mammalia; Eulipotyphla; Soricidae
Gene: PLA2G12A
Product: phospholipase A2 group XIIA
Exons: 4
Coding region: 41-601 (186 amino acids)
Biological process (GO): phospholipid metabolic process; lipid catabolic process; arachidonate secretion
Cellular component (GO): extracellular region
Molecular function (GO): calcium ion binding; A2-type glycerophospholipase activity
Source: RefSeq, a predicted model, not a curated record
GCGGGUCCCGCGGCUGUCCCAGGGCUCGGCUGGUGCGCGCAUGGCCCGGCUGCCGGGCCUGGUGGUGCUGCUGCUGCUGCUACCCAGCGUGGCGCGCGGCCAGGAGGAGCCGAGCACCGACUGGAGGGACGCCCUGAAGACCCUCCGCGACGGCGUGCACAAGAUCGACACGUACCUGAGCGCGGCGCUCGAUCUGCUGGGCGGCGGGGACGGACAGUGCGUGCACAGGUGCGGCGACGGAUCCAAGCCUGUCCCCCGAUAUGGGUAUAAGCCUUCCCCACCGAAUGGAUGUGGCUCUCCACUGUUUGGUGUUCAGCUGAACAUCGGGAUCCCGUCGCUGACCAGGUGCUGCAACCAGCACGACCUGUGCUACGAGACCUGUGGCAAGGCCAAGAGUGACUGUGACGAGGAGUUCCAGUUCUGCCUGGCCAGAAUCUGCCGCGACGCACAGAGGACCCUGGGGCUGGCCCAGCACGUGCAGGCCUGCGAGAGCACCGUGGAGCUACUGCUGGACAGCGUCCUGCACCUGGGCUGCAGGCCCUACCUGGACAGCCAGCGUGCCGCCUGCUGGUGCCGCCACGAGCAGAGGAGCGACCUCUGAGCCUGGGAUUGGACCCGCCAGCGCCCGCCUUCAGCUGUGAUGGGGUCGAGUUUUGCACAGACACCGCUUGCUGCUCCGUUUCCACAGCCAGACAAUCGACCCAGGAACAGAGCCAGGCCAGAGCCAUAGGAGGGCAGGGAGGGCCCUGUGUACCACCGUGUACUGCUGUGCACACGGCCGACCCAGGUUCAGUCCCCAGCGCCCCAUAUGGUCCCUUGGGACCCUCUAGAGAAUACCCCCGAGCAUAGAGCCAGAAGUAACCCCUGAGCACAGAGCUGGGAGUAACCCCUGAGCACAGAACUGGGAGUAAUCUCUGAGCACAGGGCCGGGAGUAAGCCCUGAGCACAGAGCCGGGAGUCAGCCCUGAGCACAGAGACAGGAGUCACCCCUGAGCACAGAGACAGGAGUCACCCCUGAGCACAGAGUAGGAGUAACCCUUGAGCACAGAGCCGGGAGUAACCUCUGAGCACAGAGCUGGGAGUCAGCCCUGAGCACGGCCAAGUUGUGGCCCCUCAAUGAAAACAAAGGUCAAACUUGAAAUUCCUUGUAAGUUAUGUUCUAUAUGAUCUUAGUUGGAGUUACAGGAAUUCCUUGCGGAGAAGUAAAUCAUAUACAUUUUUAAACAUACCUUUAUGCUUAGAGGACUCUUCUGUCUCCGUGUUUUAAUUAACACAUAAUUAUUUCCCGUAACCCACUGAGAAUGAGUUAGGUCUCAUUUCCGUUAAUAACGGACUUGGGCACAGGUAAAGGUGUUGUGACUCUUGCACAAUUGGAACCAUCAGCUGAUAACCUCGGGGAGCGAAUCCAGGAGAUGUGGGUGUUAUGUGAUGUGCCUGGGAGGGGCAGAUGGACAGGUGGACAGUGUGCAGAAGCAGGGACACGUCCAUUUUUCAGGUGACAUGUCACGUCGGACUGUGAGCUUUCCCUGUCUUGUAUAAAAGGUGAAUAUGUUAUUUUCAUCCGCAUCACGUGUCACUGUUGUUGACUUCGGUUCCUUAUCAUGAUGAGUGUUCUUCACAGCCAGUUUGGGGAUAUUUUAAAACACUAAACUUUUCCUAAUAGCAGUCUUAAUAAAAAUGGUUCUUGA